CGAAAAUGGCGAAGCUGGUCAAGCGUUCAUAUACUACUGUCAUGAGCAUCUACAGAAUGAUGUAAGAGGAUACUGAAAUUACUACUAGGUAUGAAAUGGUUGAGUGUCGAUGACUGAUCACAGAACGUGGAGUUUGGAGGCUAAUCUGCUCUGUCAAGUAGGACAGAUGGUUAUUUCUAGAAUCUUUUGUCACAUCUUUCACCAGUGGCAGUAAUUUGUUACUGUGAAAUAUUCCAGAGUUCACAUUGAUCUGCAGUACUCCUAGAACUGCUUGGGUAAAUUAUUUCAAAGAUCAGAGGAAGGCAUGCCCAUACUGUCUGACUGGGCCAUGCUUAGUAUGUGGCAUACAAAACCUACCACAGGACUGAGAUGAAGACAGUUUUACCAAUUAGUUAGGAAAAUUGCAGUUGUGGACUUUCAUUUGUUUCCCUUUCUUAGUUCUGUGUGCAGUUGUGGUUGGUUGUCUAUGGGGGUUUAAGUUAAAGAGACCACUCUUCAAAUUAUGCCGAUUGUGAGGAAUUUUUCAAAAUUUAAAGUAGACAUAUCGGCAGAGGUGUCGUCCUGGGCACGACGUUAAACUGCCCCCCAACCCAAGGUGUGGUGCGACCCGUGCCGAGGGGUGCGUGGCACAGGGGAGCUGUGCCUCGAACGGGGCCUCUGGGAUACCGGGCGCCCUCCCAGAGUAUCCAGCCUAGCCCGGGCACGCGGGGCUCUGCCCGGGUGGUCCACACUUUCCUCAGCGUCUCGUGGGAUCAUAGAGAAAAAAUCUGAAAUUAGCUCCGAGCGAGCAGAUGCCGAGAAUUCUGGGGGACCUCUCUGUGAGGUGACCCGGGAGUCAGAACAGACAGAACGCGAACUUGGUGCGAGGGGACCUCUAGGUGAGGUGACCCCGGGCCUCGUAGAUGAUAAAGGCUCAGUUGCAGAGGGAGAUAGUUCUAAACUCGCAACAGGAGGAACUUCAGCUGCCGUACUUGGUGCUGGGGAAACUGAUACUUCCAAAAACAGCUCUGAAAGAGCAGUCGGGGAAAAGGGUGACAGUGCUGCAGAGGAGGAGAGCUCGAACCUCGCAGAUAAAAUUGUCCCCCUCACAAAUAAACGGAAACUGGAGGAAGUAGUCCACAACACUGAAAAAAUAAAUGAGGGUGUUAAAAAAUUAAAAACUAAUGCCGACAAAGAGUUUGACGAAAACGGAAUGUGUUUGUCGGGUCGAGAAGUGGAAGCGAAGGAGGAAAUGUUUCGCUCGAUGAGGCUGGCUGUUGUACUGGAGGGUUUUCCAGAUAAUAAGAUGACGGAGAAACAGGCUGAGGUGGUGGAGGCUGCCCUUGUGGAGAGCAUCAACCCAUCCGACCAGGAGGAACCUAUCCAGUUUUCUGCGACACAGUAUGAGAAUGGGGCCUUGGUGUUCACUUGUGUCAACAAAGAGACAAAAUCGUGGCUGCAAAAGAAGGUGAACAAACUUGUUCCGUGGCCAGGGGCCAGGCUGGCUGUCGGACAGGCAGAAACCACAUUGACGGGUACCAGGUACGUACUGUGGGUGAUGAAGGAGAUGGUGAAGAAAAGCAGCCAGCAGAUUCUGGAUUUGUUUCAGAAGCAAAAUAAAGACAUCUCCACCACAGAGUGGAAAGUACUCAGGAGAGUGCGAGAGUCAGACAUAAAGGCAACAAGGCUGGCUGUUUGGGUAGACGACAAAUCUUCUGACCAUCUGAAGAAACAGAAUUAUAAAUUAUUCCUCGGCUUUGGUAAAACUAAAUUUGUGCCGAUGUCAGAAUGGAAGGAGCAGCAGAGUGGAGCGUCUGAUACAAAUUCUCGUCCUCGUGUUUCUAGAUUUGAAAGUCGGGUAUGGCCACAGCGUAAUGAGUUCGGAUUUGCUGGUGUCAAACCUCCUCACUUUCGUGAAACGCAGUUUACGGCUUCAGGUAGACUCUCGCCACAAGAGCAUACAACACUGCAGAAUCGCAAGUCUAGAUUCCCGGUUUCAGAACGGCCUCGUGAGCGUGGGUUCGCCGUGCCAGAACAGUCACCUUUGCGAGAAGCCAGUUACAUCACGUCAAACAGCUACUUUGCUUCAGAACGUCGGCAGCCUCGUGAGACAGGUUAUGGAGUCGCAGAUCCUCCCCAGCUCCUUCUGAUGAGGCUUAUUGUUCCAGAUGAGCUGUUGCCUCAAGAAACAAAGUAUGCAGCUUUGGAUGAAGCACCAUCUCACGAUUCCACGUACGUGAUUCCAGACAAAGGUCAAUCAGAUAACCCGCGGUUCAGAGGCUCGUAUCAACCACUGUCCCACGACUCCAGAUUUAGAGACCUGAAUGAGUCGCCUUUCCGGGAAUCCAGGUUUAGAGGGUCAGAUCAGAUGCAAUCCAGAGAAGAUAGAUAUGUGGAACGAGAUCCUCUGAACUCUGGUGAACGUAGAUCAAGAAUGUCAGAUUCCCAACAGUACAGAGAAUUUGAAAACACAUUUUCUCGUGUCCCACGUAUCCAGGGAGGCAGAAUUUCAGGUUCAGAUUUUCCUCCCCCGCGGUCAAGGUCAUCUUAUGCGAACUCUGCCAAUUCUUAUUACUCGAGGCGCUCAGGUUCUCACAGGAUCAACUGGUAGAUAAUCCCCAUCUGUAGUAGCUCUUGAUUGGUAUUUGUACACAGUCUCUCUUGUUUGUAGCAUCUAACAUUCCAAAUUCUUGAGACAGUUGUUGAAUAAUAUUGAAAUAAUUUUAUUAUUAAGUUGCUGUGCACUGUCUCGUGCUGGACUUGCUCUUAAAUUUUUGUGAGCUCAUGAAUUUUGUCUAUGCUUUGAAAUAUUCUAUGAGAAUACUGUCGCUCAUUUUGGAAAUUUUUUGUUUAAAUUGUUACACUUGAGUGCCUGGCGAUGAGUACUUAGGAACAGGCCUGUCCAUUUGCUCUUAAUUGCAAGUCAUUAAACAGGUUAAUAACAUGUUUUGAUCAUAUUCAUCAGGAAAAUUUGCUUCUGUAACUGUUUUUACUAGUUUGUGUAGUGUAAUGAAAGAAGUAAGUUUAAGCAAGUAUGUCACAUUUUGUCCACAUAGUGCCAUGUGUAAACAUAGUCAUUAUCCACAGUGCCAGCAUUUAAUAUUGUCUUCAAUGUUCAGAGAAUAUUGUAAAGCAAGUAGCUUAAAUUUUCAUACUGUGUUAGUUGUAUUUUUUGUAUGUAUUUUCAUUAUUUAAACAUUUUUCCGAUUCAAAAUACUUAAUUUUCAAUUUUUAUGCAGAAUAAAAUUAUAAUUUUUGAAUGAAUAGCAAAGGUGAAAUAAAAAAGUGUAUUACUGUGUGUUCUAUUGUAAAUGUGAAAUGCUGUUUGAGGUACUAGAAAGGACUGGUGAAUUGUUGAAGUAAAGGAACAGUAAAGCUGAAGCAUGCAUCCACUUA
Molecule: messenger RNA, 3375 nt
Organism: Schistocerca cancellata (South American locust)
Lineage: Eukaryota; Metazoa; Arthropoda; Insecta; Orthoptera; Acrididae
Exons: 1
Coding region: 1193-2590 (465 amino acids)
Source: RefSeq, a predicted model, not a curated record